CAUGGCUGCCGCACCGGGCGACUCGGGCAGGCUGCUACCCUAGCCGCCGCCGAGCCCUGAUCUACUUCCUCCGCUCCUCUUGUCGCAGCCGCGUGACACUGCCGGGCUAAGCCCGGGGCAGAUCAUGGUGGCGGGGGUCUCUCCUUCUCUCCCGUGUCUUGGCGUACGGUGGGGCCCCUGGCAUGUGGAGGAGCGGCUGGUCGGGUCCCGUGGGGCGGCGCUCAGCCUUGCCUCAUGGUGGCGGCGGGUGGCGCUGCGGCAGGACGUAUCUUGGAUUAGCAGCAGCAGCGGAUGGAUGCGCUCCUCUGCACUGCGCAAAUGGGUGGUGGGCAAGACGCUGGCCCCCGUUGCUGAUGGCGUGCUGGAGGCUUGGGGUGCCACCAAGGACUUGGAUCUCAACAUCAAGGCAUUGAGGUUGGAGCUGCUGCUCGUCCAGGCCAGCCUUGAAACCGCCAGGCGCAAGCAGGUCGAUGGCCCGGCCAUCCAGGAGCUAUUGGGGAAGCUGCGAGACUCCGCGCUCUCUGCAGAGGACUUGUUGGAUGAGCUGGACUAAUCCCUAGCGGGACGGAGCGAGUCCCCUCGAGAGAGUUCUCGUUGAGAGUCGUAGCGAGGUCACCUGAUCCCGCCCGAUCCCCAAUCUCCGACGGCGGCGAUGCUGGCCGAAAGAGAGACGGGAGAGGUGUGUGGAGCUUUGUAUAUAAUCCAGCUAGUUCUUGGUUGAGUCUUCCCAUAGUGGAGUCUGGCGUUAUGCCGUGGCAGAGCGCGCGGUGGCUAGCAGUGGCGUUCAUCGUGGUUGUGGCACGCGAGGUGCUGCAUGCAAUCGGAGAGAGUGACACCGGCGACUCCUUCAAUAAGCUCAUUGUCUUCCCUGUGUUGGUAGA
Triticum aestivum (bread wheat) is the source of this 881-nucleotide messenger RNA. RefSeq lists its product as uncharacterized. Bases 125 to 553 code for a protein of 142 amino acids. The record is from RefSeq and is a predicted model, not a curated record. The transcript is spliced from 2 exons. NCBI's taxonomy places the organism in Eukaryota, Viridiplantae, Streptophyta, Magnoliopsida, Poales, Poaceae.